Python bivittatus (Burmese python) is the source of this 2513-nucleotide messenger RNA. It is a transcript of the gene FAM3C, whose product is annotated as FAM3 metabolism regulating signaling molecule C. The record is from RefSeq and is a predicted model, not a curated record. Lineage: Eukaryota; Metazoa; Chordata; Lepidosauria; Squamata; Pythonidae.
UCCAAGGCGCAGGCGCCGUCGGGCGGGGGAAAGGGAAGGAGGCUGACGACGAGGCACUCGCUGCGCUGGGCCGCCCGACACCGCAGGUAGCUGGUUAAAUGCAAUUGUGUCAAUAACAGAGGGAGGAUAAACAUGAGAAUAGCAGGAGCGGCAAAGUUGGUAAUAGCAGUGGCUGUGUUCUUGCUGAUGUUUUAUGUCAUAUCUCAAGUAUUUGAAAUAAAAAUGGAUGCCAGUUUAGGAAAUCUUUUUGCAAGAUCAGCACUGGACCUACCAUUGCGAAGUACAAAGCCCCCAAGGUAUAAAUGUGGAACUUCAAAAGCAUGUCCAGCUAAUCAUUUUGCUUUCAAAAUGGCAAGUGGAGCAGCCAACGUAGUUGGACCUAAAAUAUGUGUAGAAGACAAUGUCUUGAUGAGUGGUGUUAAAAACAACGUUGGGAGGGGCAUUAAUAUAGCCCUAGUAAAUGGCAAAACAGGUGAAGUAGUGGACACAAAAUUCUUUGAUAUGUGGGGUGGAGAUGUAGCCCCAUUCAUUGAAUUUCUGAAGACUAUUGCAGGUGGAACUAUUGUAUUAAUGGCAACAUAUGAUGAUGGUGCCACUAAGCUUACUGAAGAGGCACGGAAACUAAUAUCAGAUUUGGGGAGUACGUCCAUCAUGACCCUUGGCUUCAGAGACAACUGGGUUUUCUGUGGUGGGAAAGGAAUCAAAACUAAAAGCCCUUUUGAACAGCAUAUUAAAAACAACAAGGACACCAACAAAUAUGAAGGAUGGCCAGAAGUUGUGGAGAUGGAAGGGUGUAUUCCACAGAAACUAGACUGAACAAUCUGCAACUUGACAAUAGACAAUGCAAAGAACAGUGGAGGGGGAAAUGCACUUUUCUGCUGCUGUGAGGUUGUGGGAUUUGGGAGGAUAGAGGCCAUGUGUGAACUCCAUCCCACCUAGCAUGGCUUCUUGCACAAGGCCCAUAAAAAGCUGUGCAAAGGGAUGGUAAAUAGCACCAAUUCAUUUGGCUGGGGCAUGUGAAAUAUUUAUCCUGUUGGAUUGUGCCCUAUGUAAAUAAUUUCCAGGCAUGUUUUCACCUUAAAAUGUGCAUGAACUUUUUUUUUUUUUUUUAAAUAUCAGGCUUAUUUAUUGUUAAACUGAAGAGAUCCUUUUUCUCCUGUUUCUUUUUUCUUUUUGUAAAUGAGCCCUAAACAAACAGAACAAUUGUUUCGGAGCAUCCUUAUUCUUCCCUCUCCCCCUCCCUUUCUUCCUAGUUUCUAAAGCCACUUAUUGUAUGUAAAUAUCUUUCAGAACCACCGUCAUCAGUAAUUAGAGACAUAGUUGAACUAGUCCUGAGCUUUGUUGUAUCCUGCUCAAUUACAACAUUGCUGUGAGUGCGUAUAUUUAGAAGGAUAUGUAAAUUUUAGAGGAAAAAAUAGUUAAUUAUUUUUAUGCUACGGCUGUUGGAAAACCACAUUCUUCAGUGACUCUUUUCAGAUAGAGGGGCUGGAUGUUUGAUACAAAAAUGUAGGCCUGCUCUACAAAGCACAAUUAAAUGCUUUUCAUUCAUAUCAAAUGUAUAACACUGUGUCUGUUGCAAUUGUUAAAUCGUCUGUACCCCAUAUUUCUGGUUAGCAAUGCAAGCUGCUAAUAGGGCAGAAUAACGUGAUUGUUUCUUGUGUGUGUUCAGCUACAUUUUUUUAAACCUCUGAGAUCCAGAAGCCAUGUAAACUGGUUGAGGUCAUGCUGAACUCAGAAAGAAGCCAGUGUUGGCAGUUAUUGUGUUUUCCUGGGGAUAUGAAAUAACAUAGUUUUACCAAAAAAAAAAGCUUAAUUCCUCGUGGAGGUGACUUGGCAUGUAUCGUUCAAUCGGACAUCUUUCAGAACUGGUCUCAGUUGAGGGAUAGGCUUGAUUAUUGGGAAAAGAAAAUCCAUUGGGGAACAUGUCUUACUAGAGUGAGACGGUUACUAUUUAACUUGGCUGAUUUAACCAGACAGACCACAUGAGGGCACAUUUUUGCAGGUGCUUAUAACAGAAUGCAUUUGAGAUCUCCAGAGCGUUCACUCCCAACAAACGUCAUCUCCCCAUUUUCUUGUCCUACAUAUGGCAGCAGGGAAGGGGAGCAUUGAUCUCCCCACCCCACCCCCCUUUUCUAAUUAUUCACAUUGCUUCAUAGUGACAUUGUGUUGAGUAAUUGAAUUAUAGCAGUCGGCUUGCAGUUCUAGAUGCCUCUAAUGGCAUUCCAGCUUUAGGGGAUAGAAUCCAGACGGGUUCACAGGGAGUUUCUGUAUGCACAGGAAGCCUUCCACUCUCCUGGUAUCAUUGAACUGCACUAUCCCACAUCGCCUACAAAAGUCAUUCCCGCUCCCUGUAUUUUUAGAAAGCAGUUGGAGAAGGGAACUCUUGGGACUGUCAGUUUUUUUCCUUUUUGUAGAGGCGACGGUGGCAUUUUUGCAGUUCCAUUUUCCCGCUGAAACAGUGAACAAGCAGUUUUGGACAUCUCUGCUUUACAGAGAGGCUUUAGCAAGAAGUA